Messenger RNA from Polyodon spathula (Mississippi paddlefish), 829 nucleotides. RefSeq names its product transmembrane protein 263-like. Lineage: Eukaryota; Metazoa; Chordata; Actinopteri; Acipenseriformes; Polyodontidae. The transcript is spliced from 3 exons. The record is from RefSeq and is a predicted model, not a curated record. Bases 194 to 589 code for a protein of 131 amino acids.
UCCGCUUACAUUUAAGCAGAGCAGCAACACCGCAGAGCUUAAUGCUCAAAUAUUUUUAAGCAGCUCAAACAAACAAAUAAGAUUUUUUUUUUUUUUUAUAUAUUAAAUAUAUUGGCAUUCGCUGUCAGUCUUUGCUUAAAAAAAAUCGAGUCAUCGCUGAUACCCGUGCGUUGUUGCAAUAAUAGCUGCAGCGAUGAAGGGACCCAACACCGAAUCGGACACACUGGAAGAUGCAAGUUCAGAAAUAGACAACACAAACAAUGAAGAGGUGCCACCUUAUCUCAGGGAAGAGCCACCAGAAGAUUCUGACAAAGACCACCCAAAAGCAGAGUCUGGAGUGAUCUGGAGAGUAACGGGAGGCCUCUUCAAUAUGACCCGGGGAGCUGUGGGAGCCACUCUAGGUGGGGUUGCCUGGGUUGGCAUCAAAAGCUAUGAGCUCACCAAGACAGCAGUGACGAGCGUGCCUGCAGCGGGCGUCGGUUUGGUGAAAGGAAGCGUCUCCGUGGUAACUGGAGGAGUUGGGGCUGUGGGCUCCGCUGUCGCCAGCAAAGUUCCCUUCACACCAAAGAAGAAGGACAAGUGUGAUUAAGUCAUGUGUGCUGUAAUCUGUGUUUCUUUAUUUUUGGUUACAUUUUGGAUACACCUCUGUAAAGCUGACAGUGAUAGUACCAGGAUAGGUACUGACUGAGAAAGUGACCAGCAGGAUGUAUUAGCUUUCUUUAAACAUAGUCCACCCCUGCAGUGCUCUUGUCAUUUCACCAUAAAAAAAAACAAGAUCUACUUUCUUGCUUAUAAGCAUGUUCAGAUGGAAACAAAAAUAAAAUAAAAU